AUGAUUCUCAAGAUGAAGAAAGACCCAGAAAGUCAUGGAACAUUCCACAAUCAUUUCAUGGAGUCUGUUCGACCUCUGAUUGAGUUGAUUGACUCUCUGAGGUUGAUUGGCAUUGAUGAGGACAUUGGCCUUCCAUCCAUUGCUGUUGUGGGAGAUCAGAGUUCAGGGAAGAGUUCAGUUUUAGAAGCACUCUCUGGAAUAGCUCUGCCUCGAGGAAGCGGUAUGGUCACUCGCUGUCCUCUUGAGCUGAAAUUACAAAAGAUCAAAAAAGGGCCGUGGUCAGGGACUAUUUCUUACCGUGAUAACAAAGAGACGGUUCAUGACCCACUGAAGGUGGAUCACCUUGUUAGAGAAGCUCAAAACAAGCUUGCUGGGAAUACUGUAGGGAUCUGCGAAGACCUCAUCACAUUGGAAAUUUCUUCUCCUGAUGUCUGUGACCUCACCCUGAUUGAUCUACCUGGUAUAACCCGUGUACCUGUGCAUGGUCAACCUGAGGAUAUUGGGGAUCAGAUUAAAACUUUAAUAGAGAAAUUUAUUUCCAAGAGAGAAACCAUCAUCUUAGUUGUUGUACCUUGUAAUACUGACAUAGCAACAACAGAAGCACUAAGGAUGGCACAAGACGUAGAUCCAGAAGGACACAGAACUCUUGCAAUUCUCACAAAGCCAGAUCUUAUUGACAGAGGAGCUGAGACUGAUGUCUUAAACAUUGUGCAGGGCAAAGUCAUUCCUCUCAGCAAGGGUUACAUUAUUGUGCGAUGCCGUGGUCAGAGUGACAUCAACAACAAAAUCCCCCUUGAAAAAGCCAAGCAGACUGAAAUAAAAUUCUUUAGGAACCACCGUUAUUUCAGCUUCCUGCUGAAUGAUGGUAGAGCAUCUACUCAAUGCCUGGCAGACAAGCUGACAAAGGAACUGGUGGAUCAUAUUAAGAAAUCGCUGCCAUACUUGACUGAGCAGAUUCAGACCAGACUGCUUAAUGUGCAAAGAGAGCUUAAAAACUAUGAGCAAGGUCCUCCUAUGGAAGAGGAGCUGAUGGGACCCUUUCUCAGUUCGAUAACAAUGGAGUUCAGUGAUUUAAUAAAUGAACUGAGUAGAACGGGGCAUUCAAAACACAAAAACAUCUACACUCUUCUACGUCCUGUGUUCCAGACAUGGGACAUGCAUCUGAGAGAAACGCAAGUAUUAUUCACAGAGAAAGUGAAGGAAAUGAUAGAGAAGUACAACGAGAUGCAUCGUUGCAGAGAGUUAUUAACUUUCAAUGAUUUCUGUGAAUAUGAGCGUGUCAUUAAAGACCAUGUGGCAGAUCUUCAAGACCCAGCUAUGACAUUAAUGAAGCAAGUACGAGAGAUUGUUCAGAAUGAGUUCAAGGUAGUUGGUGAUUCAUCUUUUGAACGGUACCCUCAACUGAAAUACAUUGUUUCUAACCUGAUUAAUGACAUUCAGUCAAAACAAGAGACCAAAGUGGAGAAAAGAAUCAAAGAGUUCAUUUAUAUGGAGCAACUGGUCUUUACCCAGGAUAAAGUUUUACAACAGAAACUCAAUGAAUCUGUCAUCCCUAAAGCAGCUGGGUUAGACACCAGUGAUGACACCCACUAUGAAAAUGGUGAUGAUGAUGAUAACAUUUUUAAUUCCGAAGGCUGUGCCCUGUUGGAUACCAGAAAUCUAACUCCAGACAAACUGUUUCUCUAUUAUAAGAUAGUCUAUCAACGCCUCACAGACUAUGUGCCCAUGCUGGUAACUCUCUUCUUGCUGAAGGACUCAGCAAAGAUUUUGCGACAACAAACGAUGGAACUGAGAAUCGAGGCAGAUUUGGUCAAACUGCUCAGUGAAGAAUCAGAGAGAGGAUGCAAGAGGGCUGAUCUGAAGCAACGUCUGGAACGCCUGACACAAGCUCAAGAUCUGAUCAGCAGCAGACUCUAA
This is a messenger RNA of Triplophysa rosa, 1917 nucleotides long. Its product is annotated as interferon-induced GTP-binding protein Mx1-like. Gene Ontology annotation, cellular component: nucleus; cytoplasm; microtubule. The transcript is spliced from 13 exons. The record is from RefSeq and is a predicted model, not a curated record. Gene Ontology annotation, molecular function: microtubule binding; GTPase activity; GTP binding. The coding region runs from base 1 to 1917 and encodes 638 amino acids. Gene Ontology annotation, biological process: defense response to virus. NCBI's taxonomy places the organism in Eukaryota, Metazoa, Chordata, Actinopteri, Cypriniformes, Nemacheilidae.